Messenger RNA from Cataglyphis hispanica, 3682 nucleotides. It is a transcript of the gene Atg16, whose product is annotated as autophagy-related protein 16-1. The record is from RefSeq and is a predicted model, not a curated record. Gene Ontology annotation, cellular component: autophagosome membrane. The transcript has 13 exons. Gene Ontology annotation, biological process: autophagosome assembly. The coding region runs from base 315 to 2018 and encodes 567 amino acids. Gene Ontology annotation, molecular function: protein binding. NCBI's taxonomy places the organism in Eukaryota, Metazoa, Arthropoda, Insecta, Hymenoptera, Formicidae.
CGUAGUGUGUAGUGUUUGGUACACCUAUACAUGAUAGGUUAGAAUAGCUAUUUUCAUAAUUAAAAAUAUUUGCGCUAAUGUGGCAAUGUCAUGUGAUUUUUAUGAGAUAUUCGAAUGUUAUAUAUUGAUAUAUUGACAGUCGAAUGUAAUUUUUUAUCGGACGAAGUUACAUAUUGCCGUGAGAAAGGGUCCUAUCAUGGAGUGACGAUUGUUGGAGAUCGUUGUUUAUAGCCUCCUUGUCGAAACGGUUCCGAUCAAGGUUAAAUCGAUAGUAAUUGCUUAUUUUUAAGCGCUGUGCGAAUCAGUCAGAAAAAAUGACCUCGAACGAAGCAGGUGUAUCACUCGUCCCUCGAGAGGAUAUCAAUUGGCGGAAAGAUUUAAUUUCGCAAUUACGCGAAAGAAACAGAUCGCAAACCAAUUGUUUUGCGGAUCUCAUUAAUCUGCAUAAUAGGUUAUUUGAAAGUGCAAAUACGUUGCGAAAUUCAAACAUGCAAUUGACAAUUGCAAAUGAGACUCUUCGUCGUGAAGCAGCUAAUGGCACUAUCGGUGUAAGUGGAAACUCUGAUCUUGAAGCUAGACUUUUAAAACAAGCAGAAGAAUUGGCGAUGCUACAUAAGAGAAAAGGAGAACACACACAACAAAUAGUAGAUCUUAAUAAUAAAUUGCAAGAAGUAACGAAAGAACUUCAAGCAAAGGAAAUCAGUCUUGCAGAAAGUUUGGAAGCUAAUACCAACUUACGUUUAGAAAUAACAAAAUGCCUUGCUAGAGAAAAGGAAACAGAAUGUAUUAAUCAGAUGCUUAAAGAUGAACAUCAGGCCUUGCAACUUGCUUUUGCUUCUUUAGAAGAGAAGCUUAGAAAAACACAGGAAGAAAAUCGACAAUUGAUUGAACGUUUAAUAAAAUAUAAAGCUAGAGAUGCAGAAAAAAUGAAUGAAGAGAAUGACAACUUUUUAAGUUUUACGAGUCCAACAGCCUUUUUGAUGCAUACCUUAUCAAAGUUUGGAAAGAGGCAAGCAAAAAUGCAAAAAGAAUUGGAAGAUGCAGCACGAGACACACGACCUGUUAGCCCUGAUCGUUUAAGCUUAAAAGAAGUUGCUGGUCUUCCAACAGCAGUGCCGACAAAAGUAUCCGUAACAUUUAGUGCUCAUGAGGGAGAAGUAUAUGCUGUUAAAUGGUCGCCUACUGAUAGAAUUCUGGCUACUGGUGGUGCUGACAGGAAAGUGAAAUUAUGGAACAUUACUAAAGGUACAUCGGAGAGCAAAGGCAUCCUCGUCGGCAGCAACGCCGGUGUGAUGUCGGUGGACUUUGAUUCGACGGGAAUCCUCAUUCUUGGAGCGUCCAACGAUUAUGCAAGCCGCGUCUGGACUGUCAGUGAUCUUCGUUUAAAGCACACGCUCACGGGCCACUGCGCAAAGGUGAUGGCGGCAAAGUUUCUUGGCGAGCCGUCAAAAGUAGUUACGGGAAGUUAUGAUCGCACGUUAAAAAUCUGGGAUCUGCGCAGCAAAGCAUGUAUAGAGACGAAAUUUGCUGGAUCUAGUUGCAAUGACCUCGUAACUUCAGACGGUGCUGGCUCCACGAUAAUCAGUGGACAUUUUGAUCAAAGAAUCAGGUUUUGGGAUACGAGAGCUGAAUCUAGCUCAAAUGACAUUCUACUAGAAGGAAAAGUUACAUCCUUAGAUUUGUCUCGUGACGCAAAUUACCUUUUGAGUUGCGUGAGGGAUGACACGGUGAAAUUGAUUGAUCUACGAAUGAAGAAGAUUGUUGGAUCCUUUAGCGCUGACGGCUUCAAAGUGGGAUUCGAUUGGACAAGAGCUGCUUUCAGUCCUGAUGGGCAGUACAUAGCAGUUGGUUCCGCAGACGGUUCCGUCUUCAUCUGGUCUAUAGCGACGAAUAUGAUCGAAACAAUAUUAAAGGGACAUACGGCAGCAGUAACUGCCGUAUCUUGGCAUCCGCACGGCACGUACCUGGCGUCUGUCGAUCGUGCCAAGACAGUGACAGUUUGGGGCGACCACGUUUGACAGGAGGAGUGAUCCCGGGACAGACGAUUAUUGUUUCAUGCAUGAAGAUCUCAUGCCGUACUCGAGCUUCUCGCAACUGUGAAAACGAAGCGACCGCGCGCGCGCACGUGUUCACGAUUCACGUCAGCAAUGCAGCGAGAAAAUCACCCAGUGAACGCCCAGCAGGAGGAUAAUCAAAAUCGUUGGUCGAUUUGGCCGCUCGAGUUGUAAAGCCUUGUAAGGAUGCCGUUUCGAGACUGUAAAGCGCAGACACUGCACUGAACAAAUCCAGAGACGGUAGAGACUAUUGUACAUAAAAUUGCACUUAUUGUUACUCCCAGGUUGUAAAGAUUCCCUUUUUAGAAUAGUAAAACGCCGCGCCGCGCCGCGCCGUCUACCCGCAGGAAAUUUAAGAGAUUAUUGUAGUUACUCAUGUUUCGAGAUUCGCUAGGUAUACGCUUUUCUUUGCUAUUUUUGAAAGUACAGUCGCGUAUCAAUCGUCUGUACCGGCAAAUUUGGGCGCUCUCGGGAUGGAAAGACUAGAUGUGACAUCCAUGGUAUUGCGGUAGAAUAUUCUUUUUGCACGAGUGAAUAUUUAUAAAAUAUAUGAUCCCUAAAUUUUUUUUUUUUUUUCUUUUCAACAGAAAGUCAAUUAUUGAAAUAUUUCCUAGCAGAACUGGAUGUUGUCAACGAUCGAGCACGAUAAAUGAUAUUUUUUGAGAUAUAAUGAGAUAAGUAAAUAUAAAUAUAUAUAAACACUAAUGUAAACGCGCUAGAUUUGAAUGAGAUUAUUUCCUCAGAAUUAAUUAGCAUUAUUAUCAAGAACAAUUUAACAACUAUUUCAUGCCUACAAAAAUAAUUAGCAUUAAUUUAGUUAUUAUUUUCCUUGCAUACUGAAAAUUAUCUUAUAGAUAUCAGAUAAUCACUCUAAGAACUUUGUUCCUAUAAUUUAUAAGAUUAAUUUCCACUGGAAUAAUCUCACUCUAAUUUAUGACAUCACUUGUAAUUCGAUUCGUCAUCAGAUUCUCCAACAUCAGUGAAACUCAUAUGUCUUAAUAUGAAUCUGAUAGAAUGGAAAUCAGAAAUAUAUACGGAUUGAAGAAACAAGCACAAUAAUUGUACGAUAUUGAUACUAAUUAAUUACGUUACACAUGAUUUACAUGAUUAAUUUACACAAUUUAAUUAUUUUUACUGAUAAAUGCGAUAAUUAGUUAAUUAACAUUAUUUACAUAAAUUUUUUAAAAUAAACUAAUAUUAAGAUAUAGGGAGGAUUAGAAUCGCGAAUGGGCUCUACCAAUAUAAAUUAAAUGUCGGAUUUUUGCAACUACGAUAGUUGGCUAAGUUUUUAGCAUUUUUGACAAUCACGUAAAUUUUUUAUUAUCAUAUCGCGCAUAUAAUAAUAUUAUAUUAUGUCCAUCAUUUAGGAAUAAUGUGCAACUAUCCGAUUUUAUAUUUAUGACUACACAAAUAAUCUCUCAAUGCUAUCUAUUUCGCAAUACUUUUAUUUUUUUACAGAGCUCUUCAAUUAGUGAAUUUGAUAUUUAUGAAUAUAUUUGCAUAAAAUUAUUAGUAUUUUAUGAGUAGUAGUUAAAAAAAGAAAUAAAACGAUUUUGUUCUCAAAUUUAUAUAUUGUUUUGUGAAGCAGCUAUAAAAAAAAUAUUAUAUAUAUUAAAUUUAUUUAAUUG